UCUCACCCCGGCGCUCGGCAAAUGUCAAACAGAGGCCCGUGCCGCAGAAAGGGGGCGUUGAGGGGGAAAACAACUGGCUUUCUAAUCUUUUAUAUCAACCCAAUUUUUUGUGUUUUGGACAAAACAAAUGAACAGCUCACUUAUAGCAUUAUUAUAAGUGACGGAAGCAGAAGACAACCAGCAGCCCGCCUCCUGUGUGCAGCACCGCGGACUCCGCACCGCAGCUCCAUCGCGCUCUGAUCUCGCUGCCAAACAUCACACUUUCUGGAAAAAAGGACAAAUUUCUCAGAGGAAUCUCUUUUCUCGGUUUGUCAGGAGAUAUGAAGAGUUUGCACACUGGGACCUGCUGCUUGUUCCAGCACACCCCUGUUCCACCAUGACCCCCAGCAGAGAAUUCUGGGAUUGACGUUAGUAUCACUCCCACUGAUGGCCUACACCAGGUUUCAGCUUACCUGCUGAAGCUAUGGGGAGCUGUUGGAGCUGUCUAUACAGAGACGCCAUUCAAGACAACCACCCCACCAAAUUCAAGGUGACAAAUGUUGAUGAUGAAGGGAACGAGCUGGGAUCGGGGACUAUGGAGCUCACCCAAACAGAGCUCAUCUUGCACACACGAAAACGCGAUGCCAUCCGGUGGCCGUACCUCUGCCUGCGCCGUUAUGGCUAUGAUUCCAACCUGUUCUCCUUCGAGAGUGGGAGGCGUUGUCAGACAGGACAGGGGAUUUUUGCAUUUAAGUGCUCUCGGGCGGAAGAGAUCUUUAACCUCCUGCAGGAGCUGAUGCAGUGCAACAGCAUUAACGUGGUGGAGGAGCCCAUGCUCAUGACGCGGCCUGGCCACACACCGGAGAUGGAGAUGCCUCGAACCCCUCAAACACCUAACACUCCAGGGUUCCCAGUGCAGACAUUUCCUAAUGGAUACCCAGGGUACCCCAUAAGUGCAGACUCAUCACAGCCCUCCCUUUCCGAUGACCACAGACACAGCCUCAUGGGGAUGGAUGACCAGACACAUACAUAUGUGAACACGGUAAGUAUGGAGAGUGAGCUUUCAAGUCGCCACUGUGUCAGAUCCCUUCCCGAGGUUUGGCCCCCCGCCUUCACUGAGGCAUCCACCAAACAAAGCCAACCCAGCAUGCACUGCUGCGGCAUGGAUGACUCCCACAAAGACCCUCAGCUCUUCCUCCAGCCAGGGGCACAGGAGGUAAAGUUCAUGCUGGGUCCGACACCGGCACAACGCCACAUGAUGGAGCGCGACCGAGACCGGCACUCUGCUCACCCACUCCGAGCACCCGAUGGCAGCUCAGAAACCGAGGGAGAAGAGGCUCCACCCCUUCACAUAUGCAACACGCAUCCCUACCACCAUUACCAUCAUCAUCUGCACAGGCACUCCAGCAUGGAGCCUUGCCCAGGAAGCCAGCUAACAUAUGAGAACAUUAAUGGUCUUCGAGGGCCACGCAGGCAAAGGCUGAGCCCCAGCAGUGCCUCCCAGUCGCAGUCUGUGGGCUCAAGCAGCAGCAGCAGCACAGCUGGAGAAACACACCCACAUACACACCCGCACUCUCUGCCACUCGCGCACACAAAUGCCUCCUCAUUGCCUCCACAGGGCUACAGCGGGGGCCAUCGGCGCUCUGCGCUGCUCAACUACGAGAACCUUCCGUCACUGCCACCAGUGUGGGAGUACCGUGCUCUUCAGCGGGAUGAAGAAGAGGAGCAGGAUGAAGAUGAGGAAGAUGAUGAGUAUGAGGAAGAGGAGGAGGAGGACUUUGAUGAGUAUGAAUACUCAGAGGGGCCAGGAACCCCGAAUGGAUAUCAUCAGGAAAGUGGUGGCAGUGGUGGGAUUCAUCGCGAUGCUCUGCAGAACUACGUCAACACCGAACAGCAGAUCCAGCCUCCAACUCAUCUGCAUCAUGCGUGCCCUCCUCAUCCUCAGCCCUCUGAGAGGGGUGGUCGAGUUUUCAGUUUUGAUUUCCGCCGGCAUCGGGCGGGGCGUGGCACAGUUGGCAGUGCAGCCUGUGAGCAGCAUGGCCGCCACCUGCCCCCUCCACCCUCACGCCAGCUCAACUACAUCCAGGUGGACUUGGAGGCUGGAGCCUCGAGUUGCCCAGGACACGGAGGGGGCGGCUCCCAAGUGCCACAGAGACCGCCUCCAAUGAAGCGCGGCAUGGCUGCUGCCCCAGUUAUGCCUCCAUCCCGUCGCGGUGAGUGUUAUGCUGUGAUCGACCUGCAGAAAACCGCAGCCAUGUCCAAUCUGCAGAAAGCCCUGCCUCGUGAUGAUGGCACGUCUCGAAAGACCCGCCACAACAGCACCGACCUGCCUCUGUGAGACAAAAUGAGUGUUAAAGAGUGAGGAAAAAAAGAAUGUUAUGGAUAAGACUAAAAACAAAGGAGCUCUGUGGUGUUAUUGUCCUCUCACCAUUCAGUUGGAGUUUCCAUCCUUACACUCAUAUUUUCAACACAUUUGCACUUAUACCAGCUAUUUCUUGUGAAUACAAUAAGGCAAAACUGAAUAUACCAGCUGUAUGUGAUAGAAAUUCAUGCAAUUUUUAAAGGUGGUCCAUAACUGAAUUUGGUGCCCUGUGACCAUCGAAUUGUAAUCAAGCCCAUCUUACUAAACUGAGCCUCACAGUUAUACCUUUACAGGUUUACAAGAAAAGGUGUUAAAAAUUAUCUAAAAGGAAAUAUCGGAUUCCAGAUCAGAUCUGAAGCUGCUCUGUAAACCGCUGUAUUUUCAGCGUACAUACGAGAGUACUAGAUAUUUAAAAGCUUGUUUAUUAACAGCAGUUUUACUCCUCCCUCUGGUCUAUCAUUAACUUUUAUAGUAUGUUACAUACAUCCUAAAACAUAA
Tachysurus vachellii is the source of this 2839-nucleotide messenger RNA. It is a transcript of the gene frs3, whose product is annotated as fibroblast growth factor receptor substrate 3. Gene Ontology annotation, biological process: cell surface receptor protein tyrosine kinase signaling pathway. Lineage: Eukaryota; Metazoa; Chordata; Actinopteri; Siluriformes; Bagridae. The transcript has 8 exons. The record is from RefSeq and is a predicted model, not a curated record. Bases 464 to 2317 code for a protein of 617 amino acids. Gene Ontology annotation, cellular component: cytoplasm.